Molecule: messenger RNA, 1581 nt
Organism: Guillardia theta CCMP2712
Lineage: Eukaryota; Cryptophyceae; Pyrenomonadales; Geminigeraceae
Exons: 4
Coding region: 1-1581 (526 amino acids)
Source: RefSeq, a predicted model, not a curated record
AUGCACCUCAAGUCGUUUCUGCGGGAUCGUACCAACUCUAGCCUGCCUGCAGACGGGGAAUCUAUGAAGAGGAGCAGCACGAGCGAGACAAAGGACCAGCAAGGAUCCAAGGGCAGCAUCUCGCCCAACACUCAAGAGCUGUUGAGGAUGCAGAGCUUCCAAAACGAGGAGAUGGCGGUGGAAUUGCCGUCGCCCAGGCGACUGGAGCUGGACAAGGUAUCCCCCUCGAAGGGUCAGAACCUCCCUGCAUCUACAGCAGGCAGCUGCCAGAAUCUUUCCCCCAACACGGCAGAGCUGCAUGGGCUCGAAGACAUCAACUUCGACCAUGACGACUUCUCACCGACAACGCUGAAUUUUGACUCCGUUUGCGCACAGCGGAACCAGAUCGGGCACGACCAGCAGAGCACAUCGCAGAGGAGAGACAGUGCUGCUUGCAAGGGCGUCACCAACAGCAAAGACACGGUAAAGUCGAAGAUACCAACGUUGUUCCCGAAAGAGCAGCUGACGAGCAGCUCUACGACGCCGAACCCGAAAGAGAGCGAGGAGAAGCCGCUAUCAAAGAUUAAGGCUGCUAGCUCGCUCAACAAGAAGAGAUUCGACAGUGCUUCUAAGAAAAUUCAGGGAAAGAUAAGCCCGAAGAGCUUCUCUGGCCCAAAGUCAAUCUCUCCUCCUAUCAAGCCAGCCAAGAGCGAACCGACGGCGCCGAGGCGGGAGAUAGAACCGCUCCCUCAAAUUUCUUCACAAAAAGUUGACAGCCCUCCUAAAAGUGCAUCUUCGCCGUCGCCCAACAAUGCCGACAAAGAAGGAGGAGAAACUGUUGAGACUGCGCGAUCGCUGGAAAGAGAAGAGUUUGAGCCUGCCAACGAGGAGAAGACCUGCCGUUCUCCUGCAAGUGUGAAAUUCGAGCCAGAGGACGCAAACGAACUCCUGCAAGAGGUUUGUGUUGUAGAUCUCGAGCCUACUGCAAAUCCCUUGACCGCUGUCGUGCAAUUGCAGGAGCAGGCAGGGGGUGUUGGGACCGGGAAUGAGGAGGUGGUGGUUACACCAUCUGGAGUCAAGGGCUGCACUACAAACGACUCGCCUUGUGAGCUUCAAUCAUCAGCUGAGAAGACGCCUACGAACUCGGUUGAGGUCCCAUAUGAGAAGAGCGUGCUGCUUGAAUCCUCGAGGAAGACGCAAGAGAUCAAAGAAAGGUUCUUGAAGUACAAGAGGGAGCAGCUCGAAAAGUCUCAGACCAAGACGUCGUCGAGAGUGGCUGGCUGCGAACCACGUAUUGGGCAACCUGAGGAGGAUAUGUUUUCCUCCCCCAAGCAGGUGCAAGGUCAGCCCUCAACUCCACAUAGCUCAGUCGUCAAGAGGAAGCAAGGGAUCGCUCCUUGCGUUCUCGAGGAUUCCUUCGUCGACUGCAACAACCCCAAGCACGAAUUCUCUAAGGAGGACAAGGAGAUCAGGGAGGAGAACGACACUGUGGAGAGAUUCUCCAAGGUAGCGAUCGUGGCCAUAGCCGCAGUUUUUAUCGGAAUCUCCUGCGCUGUUAUCCACUGGUGUUUCCAUAAGGAAAUGAUUCAAAUCCUCGCCUGA